AUGGUGUCUACUGAUGUUGGAGAACCUCUGUCCAAGCAAGAGGCAAGGACAAAGGCAUCUUCUAGAAGCAGCGAGCUUAUCGAUAGUCAAGACGAUGACGAAGAGAUGGGAUCAUGUUUCACAAUGGAGUCCUUCUUUGAUUCAUCAAUGGUGUCUGGGUGCGCCAUAGAAGAAACCAUUGCUAUUGAGGAAGAAGGUGCUCGGCAUGAUUAUGAAAUUGCACUGAAGGAUGAUUCAUAUCCCGAGGAGAAUGCCGCCUCGCAUGAGGAAUCCAUCAAAUCGAAAUCAGAAAACAGGAACCGGCAUAACAAUAGACGACGAUACGUCAAUCGCAGUCGCCUACAAAAAACAGCUCGACCAAUAAGGGAUGCUGGUGAAGAUAUGGAUGAUACCAUUCAUACGUGUCAUGACUCUGGAAUGAUUACAGAAGGAGAUAUAUCUUUCAUCAUAGUGGAAGAAUCUGAUGAAGAAUAUGAAGAGAGAACUGUAGAAGACUUCUUUGGAAGUUCGGGUGACUUUACGGAGUUGGAGAUGACAGAAACGGAAGCGGAUAUACCAGAAGACGAUGAUAUUCAGGAUGAUGCGCAGUCCGCAGGAGAGUUUUCACUGAAACUUCCAACGUUCAGUGGCCAUGGCUAUGGUAAUUAUGAUUCAGUGUCGACCAUUUCAUUUGCCUUCGAUGAUCUGGGUCGAAGUUUUAGUUCAGAGUUGACAGAUUACGAUCCAAUUGUCUUUGUGACGGGCGGUGCUUCUGCUAUCUCUCGGCAAUCGGCAUCUACGGCCCAGACUCCAACAUCGUCGUCGAUGAUGACAGAGAUGCAGUCAACGAAACCACUCUCUUUCACAUUGCGAACACAAGGCACCAUGGCUUCUUCAAUCAUCUCCACUGUUCCAACUGCUGUUGCUGCCAAUGGCGCUAUGGCUCCGAGCGGAAUCACUACCAAAGAAUUGGAUAGAAGCAACGCAAUCAUAUCCAACGUAACCAGAAAUAUCAAUAGCAACCGCAAGAAGGGGGGCAAACACAUGCCACUCUCUCGAAACUUUCUGCAGCCUUUGAGUGUCGUUGAAGGAGAUUCCAGAAGCCGAAGUAGAUCAUUGGGCCCAAUCAAUCAAAGGCGACGAUCACGGGAACGACGUGGAGGGGACAAGAAGAGUGUCCCGAUCCGACGAAAGAGUUUGGACGACGAGGACUUUGAUCCAUCUGAAAAUGAUACCUUUGAUGAGAAGCAAACAGAUCAAACAGGCCAGAUUUCCAGCUCGCUCCACAAUUUGAAAAUAGGAGGACCGAUGCGACGAGUUUUGCGAACGAAGAGUAGUUCCAAACGAAUCAUAAGGAAUCAUUCCGGCCAGGUGCAGAAGGUGGAACUGCUGCAAGUCCUGGGAGAGUCAGAUCGCAGUAUCAUCUCCCAUGGUUGGUCUCAGAGUAGCAGCAGUUCACCUCGACUCGGCCGUCUUCAAAAAGUUCAGUUGCUGGGUGGAUCUGAUCAGAGUAUCAUUUCUCAAGGUUUCUUGUCGCAAAGUAGCAGCUCUGAUAGACUCACUAAAAGCAACAGUUCCGGUAGAUUAUCGCGAAGCAGCAAUGGCUGUGAGCCGUCUCGGAGCAACAGUUCCGGUCGAUUGUCUCGAGGGAAUAGUGGCAGUCGUCUCGGUUCUAACCCUAAUGACACCGGUACUGCACGAAGAAUGCUUUCCGAUGCUGGCAGUGGCAAGGUUCUCAGAGAAGACUCCAAUCCUAUGGCAUCCGGAAGUUAUGGUGGUCGUGUACAUGUAGUCCCCAUUUCCGUGGGUUCUAGCAACCGUAGAAUACUGGCACGAGUCAACAGUGCCAAGAAGCUAGUUUUGGAUGAUCAGCGAAGAACUGGGUCUCAUUCUCGAACGGGUAUCUUCAAGAUUGAAGAAAUCAAAGAUUCGCGUUCUGCAAAAAGCACACAGUAA
Messenger RNA from Cylindrotheca closterium, 1935 nucleotides. The record is from the annotation of a GenBank genome assembly. Lineage: Eukaryota; Bacillariophyta; Bacillariophyceae; Bacillariales; Bacillariaceae.